UCCGGGAAAGGCCGUUAGCGGGCUGCCCCUCUCCGCAGCGCUGGAAGCUUCGCCAUGCUCGCCCUCCGGAGCAGCCUGAGCAGGGUUCUGGCCGCGCGGCCGGCUGCGCUUCAGGUGUGUUCAUCGUUUGCCUCAGGCCCCAGACAGUGCGAUGGGACAUUCUAUGAAUUUCGUUCUUAUUACCUUAAACCCUCAAAGAUGAAUGAGUUCCUAGAAAAUAUGAAGAAAUACAUUCAUCUUCGGACAGCUCACUCUGAACUGAUUGGCUACUGGAGCAUAGAAUUCGGAGGCAGAACGAAUAGAGUGUUUCAUAUUUGGAAGUACGAUAAUUUUGCUCAUCGAGCUGAGGUUCGGAAAGCUUUGGCCAAAGAUAAGGAAUGGCAAGAACAAUUCCUCAUUCCCAAUUUGCUUCAUAUGGAAAAACAAGUGUGUGACAUUACUUACCUGGUACCAUGGUGCAAAAUAGAAAAGCCUCCAAAAGAAGGAGUCUAUGAACUGGUUACUUUUCAGAUGAAACCUGGUGGACCAGCUCUGUGGGCUGAUGCAUUUCAAAAGGCAGUUAAUUCCCAUGUGAAUCUACAGUACAACAAACUCAUUGGAGUUUUCCACACAGAAUAUGGAGAACUCAACAGAGUUCAUGUUCUUUGGUGGAAUGAGAGUCCAGAUAGCCGUGCAGCUGGGAGACAUCAAUCUCAUGAGGACCCCCGAGUCGUUGCAGCUGUCCGGGAAAGUGCCAACUACCUCGAAUCACAACAGAACAUGCUCCUGAUUCCUGCAUCCUUUUCCCCGUUGAAAUAGUUCCCUGCUGCGAUGAGACAUGUCACUGAGCAUUGUCUGAGCUCUGUGCUGAUGGUGCUUAACUUCGUCUAGGAGCUGCUUUCUUCCCCUUGAAUAGGUGCCAAGUUAAUUGGCUAUGUCCCUUGCAUUACUGAAAGCUACCCUUGUCCUUGUCAUUUACACUUCAGGAAAUCGGUCUCUUCAUUUCUUCUGUCGCAUUUCAAUAUCUGUUCUACAUUAGAAAUAGCUAUCUUGCAACAUAUGUAUUAACUCCCAAGUUACAGCAAA
This is a messenger RNA of Echinops telfairi (small Madagascar hedgehog), 1065 nucleotides long. It is a transcript of the gene NIPSNAP3A, whose product is annotated as nipsnap homolog 3A. NCBI's taxonomy places the organism in Eukaryota, Metazoa, Chordata, Mammalia, Afrosoricida, Tenrecidae. Bases 55 to 798 code for a protein of 247 amino acids. The record is from RefSeq and is a predicted model, not a curated record. The transcript is spliced from 6 exons. Gene Ontology annotation, cellular component: mitochondrion.